GGUGUGUGUGCAUGAGAGAGGGAGCAGCAAUGUCUGUGCAGGUGGCAGCCCCGGCAAGCGCGGGGCUGGGCCCAGAGCGCCUGAGCCCUGAGGAGCUGGUGCGGCAGACGCGACAAGUGGUGCAGGGGCUGGAGGCCCUGCGGGCGGAGCACCACGGCCUGGCCAGGCACCUGGCGGAGGCCCUGACGGGACAGGGCCCUGUGUCUGGCUUGGAGCUGCUGGAAGAGAAGCAGCAGGUGGUGAGCCACUCGCUGGAGGCCAUCGAGCUGGGGCUGGGCGAGGCCCAGGUGCUGCUGGCCUUGUCCGCGCACGUGGGCGCGCUGGAGGCCGAGCAGCAGCGGCUGCGAGCGCAGGCCCGGCGGCUGGCCCAGGAGAACGCGUGGCUGCGGGAGGAGCUGGAGGAGACGCAGCGGCGGCUGCGGGCCAGCGAGGAGGCCGUGGCCCAGCUGGAGGAGGAGAAGAGCCACCUGGAGUUCCUCGGGCAGCUGCGGCAGUACGACCCGCCCGCGGAGAGCCAGCCUGAGUCCCCGCCUCGCCGAGACAGCCUGGCCUCCCUGUUUCCCAGUGAGGACAACGAGAGGAAAGGACCUGAGGCGGCGGGGGCCGCAGCAGCUCAGCAGGGUGGCUAUGAGAUCCCAGCCCGCCUCCGGACCCUGCACAACCUCGUGAUCCAGUACGCGGGGCAGGGCCGCUAUGAAGUCGCUGUGCCGCUGUGCCGCCAGGCCCUGGAGGACCUGGAGCGGAGCUCAGGCCACUGCCACCCUGAUGUGGCCACCAUGCUCAACAUCCUGGCGCUGGUGUACCGGGACCAGAACAAGUACAAAGAGGCCACCGACCUCCUCCACGACGCCCUGCAGAUCCGGGAGAAGACGCUGGGCCCCGAGCACCCCGCCGUGGCCGCCACCCUCAACAACCUGGCGGUCCUCUACGGGAAGCGGGGCCGAUACCGGGAGGCAGAGCCCCUGUGCCAGCGCGCCCUGGAGAUCCGAGAGAAGGUCCUGGGCACCGACCACCCGGAUGUGGCCAAGCAGCUCAACAACCUGGCCCUGCUGUGCCAGAACCAGGGCAAGUUCGAGGCGGUGGAGCAGCACUACGCCCGCGCCCUGAGCAUCUACGAGGCGCUGGGCGGGCCCCACGACCCGAACGUGGCCAAGACCAAGAACAACCUGGCCUCAGCCUACCUGAAGCAGAACAAGUACCAGCAGGCGGAGGAGCUGUACAAGGAAAUCCUCAGCAGGGAGGACCUGCCCGCCCCUCUCGCAGCCCCCAGCACAGGCACAGCCGGUGACAGAGAACAGACCCUUCGCCGGAGCAGCUCCUUGUCGAAGCUCCGAGAGUCGCUCCGGGAGUCGAUCCGACGCGGAAGCGAGAAGCUGGUCUCCCGACUCCGAGGCGAGGGGGCGGCGGGGGCGGCCGGGAUGAAGAGGGCCGUGUCACUGAACACGCUGAACACGGAUGGUCCCAGGGCUGCUGGGCCCCAGUUCCCCAGUCGGCACCUGAGCGAGACCCCUCGGACCCUCAGCACCAGCACCCAGGACCUGGGCGCCCGCUAAAGCCGGCAGGACCGCGUGGCCGCAGCCUCUCAGGAAGACUGGAGGGGGAUGGGCGGAGGGUCUUCCAUGUCCCCGCCUCCGGGGGGCACCCAGUGUAUCGGGUGUGCCUGCUGCCCUCUCCUCCCGCGA
Molecule: messenger RNA, 1682 nt
Organism: Equus caballus (horse)
Lineage: Eukaryota; Metazoa; Chordata; Mammalia; Perissodactyla; Equidae
Source: RefSeq, a predicted model, not a curated record